Molecule: messenger RNA, 335 nt
Organism: Cokeromyces recurvatus
Lineage: Eukaryota; Fungi; Mucoromycota; Mucoromycetes; Mucorales; Mucoraceae
Exons: 1
Coding region: 89-271 (60 amino acids)
Source: RefSeq, a predicted model, not a curated record
UGAUUAUAGUAAAGAUGCAUAAGUGUUGUAUUUUUGAUUUUCUCAUGUUGUCAACUAAUUAUGCCGACGUCUUCUAUUUUCACAAAUUAUGCAUAAUUUUGACUUCUUUCUUCUCACGUCUGAAUCCUUUACUAUCGGCUUAAAUCUUCUUUUAUUUUGCCUAUUAAUUCUAAACGAUAGAUUGUACUCUACUUCUAUUUGUUGGUUCUCUACUUUGUUCCUAAUAAACUGGAAAACCCAAUAUAUUUUAGCUAUAGGAUAUCACUACUAGUGAUAUUACAAUAAAAGGAAAUUCUAUCUGUCAAAGUCCGACGGCGGUAUAUGGGGAAUCAACC